This is a messenger RNA of Anopheles aquasalis, 575 nucleotides long. RefSeq names its product bombyxin B-2 homolog. Gene Ontology annotation, cellular component: extracellular region. The record is from RefSeq and is a predicted model, not a curated record. NCBI's taxonomy places the organism in Eukaryota, Metazoa, Arthropoda, Insecta, Diptera, Culicidae. Gene Ontology annotation, molecular function: hormone activity.
GCAAGGUGUUUGUGCUCCAGUCUAAGAUAGUGCAAAGCGCUAGAAGCUUUAGGAAAAAUGAUGCAGCAGAUGCACACUACCCAACGAAGCGGCAUGAUGGGAGCUGUCCUGUGUCUGUUGCUGAUGCUGGGAACGGGUGUCGAACGGGCGUCAGCGACAAAGUAUUGCGGAAAAGCGUUCACCGAUGCGAUGAGCUUCAUAUGCUCAGAAUACCCUACAAUGCACGAUGUCAACAAGAAAGCAGGUUCCUUCUUCCAGGACGCGUUUGAUCCCACCGGAACGGGGCUCUCCUUUCCGAUACCGGCCAGAUUCCGUCGGGCGUUCCAGGAUGCACACCCGUGCUGUAGAGUUGGAUGUACAAUGAACGAGCUAAUGUCGUACUGCAGAGUGGUGUCACCUGACGUUGCGAAUAUGAUGAAUACAGCUAUGGUGAAUACGGAAUACUACGGAUAGGCCGAACGAAUACCGGAAUGCCAUAUUUAUGGGAUUAGUUGAAUGUACUACUAUUAGAAUGAAAAUAUAUUUGUAGCUUUGCAGAACAGAACCGUGAACGAAGCGUUUGGCUGGCUCACUAA